AUGGUUGCAAACAGUUUUAAGCCAUAUGGAUGGUAUUAUCUUAUUGAUGAUGAUCCAUCGAUAGUCGACUGUACCAUCAUUUUAGAAUUUGCAUUGAUUAGUCAAAAUCGUACAUUCAAGCCAAUUCUGAUUAAUCUACCAGUGAAAAUUCAAGAUAUCAAUGAUAAUAUCCCACGUUUUGAUCAGUAUACAAGUGGACUGCGGCUUGAAGUCAGUGAAGAUAUUUCAUCAACAAUCAGUAAAUACUACACAAUUCCAUCAUUAGUGUAUUUGCCUACGCUACUUUCAUCAUUGUCCCACUCAUCAUCGGCAUCGGAGCCAACAGGAUACUGGAAAGGCAAUUCAUUUCAUGCUAAUGAAGGCACUUUGUUACAUCAGAAUAAGAAGCGUGAAUUAGCUGUCCUUCCUCUGGCUAAAGAUGUUGACUAUGGCGUGAAUGGUACUGUUGCCUACAGGUUAGAGGGUCCAGAUGCUGAAUACUUUGAACUAGUAAAUCAUACUGUCGAGUCAUCACGAACAGCUCACAGUUCACUACUACAUUCAACACCAAGAAAUAUCAAAUCACUACAUUUAAUAAGUCGUUUCCCCCUAGAUCGUGAACACAAGUCAGAAUAUCGAUUAAUUCUGCUAGCCUACGAUCAAUCAGAACAAUUUCAAAAUCGUCAUACAUCCCAGCUGCCUAUAAGUAUUCAGAUAAAAGAAGUGAAUGAAUAUCCACCAAUAUUUAAUCUGGGUAUAAAUAUAACAACACCACAAUAUGGUUUCAAUAAUCAAUUCUCAUUGAACAGUGAUUCAAAAUAUAUUGGACAUUCAAAUCGAUUUCAUCCACAAGUUCAAAUUAAAUCGUUUUCAAAUCAUUAUUUUUCAGAAGCUGAGAAUAGCAGGCAAGGAGGAGCAGGAGGAGGAGGAGAAGUGGCAAGUGGUGUUCAGUUAUCUGAUAUAAAUUAUUUAAUCCUUGGAAUACCAGAAGAUAUUAAUGUUGGCAGUCGAAUAUACUGUGUACAAGCGAUAGAUAUUGAUUCAAUUGAUUUUUCAUCUUUUACUAGCAAAAAUACUAAUCAAUAUCCUUAUCAAUAUCAGCAGCAGCAGUACCAAUCAAUAAAACAUUAUCCACACAAUACUGUACAUUAUUUUAUAGCUCAAGAAACUGAUCUUGUUGUAAAGCAUUAUUUUCGUCUUGGUAAAGAAGACGGUUGGAUAACGCUGAUUCACCAGUUGGAUUAUGAAACUAGCCGGCAUAAUUAUAUUCUGCCUAUAGUGGCUGUCGAUUUUGGUCGUCCACAGUUGAGUAGCACGCUGACACUGACAAUACAAGUUAUCGAUGUGAAUGAUGAAGCGCCGAGUAUAAGUAUCCGUGGAAUUGAACCGACUAAUAUUGCCAGUCGAUAUUAUCAUCACCAUCAGCAGAACCAGCAACAACAAAGUACAAUGUUAGAUAAUUUUAGUCCUGGACGAUUUCAGAUAUUGAAUGUUAGAGAGAAUUCACCAGCGGGGACUUUCAUUGCAAAGGUAUCCGCCAGAGAUCGUGAUACUGGGGCUGCAGGAGAAGUUGAAUGUUAUUUAAGUGAAGCAGAAAAUUUCAACAGGAAUCCUUCAAACAUCGAUCUGGCAUUCAUCUUAGAAAAGUCUAAUGGCCUACACAGCGUAGGCUUACAUUCAACUGAAGAGAAGACCAUCCCUACAACAGCCACCAUCGUAUCAAAUAACAAUAAUGAACAAACUGUCCCGUCGGCAUACACCUCACACUCAUCAUCACCAUCGUCAGCAGCAGCAGCAUUAAAUGUACUCGGACGUCAUGACACUGAAUACAUAUUAAUGACACGAGAAAGUUUAGAUCGUGAACUGAAAAGCGCCUAUUUUAUUUAUCUAACUUGUCAUGAUCAGGUGGUAGAUAAGUUCGACAGCUCAUCAAUAUUCAUAAACAGUCAGUCCGCAGCAACACCAACUGCCUUAAAACGUCUUUCAUCAACAAAACUGUUAAAAAUCAAUAUUUUAGAUGAAAAUGAUAAUGGCCCAGAAUUUGACAGAUUACGAUAUGAAGUGAAAAUUCUUGAAAAUUCCAUUGAGAAUACAGAAUUAAUUAAAUUGAAUGCUAUCGAUAAAGAUGCAGAGAAUCAUAUAGCUUAUCGAUUUGCUCAAUCAACCGAUCAAUUUAUACAAAAUUAUACUGAUUUAGCCUUGAAUUUAAUUGAAAAAUAUUUUAAAUUAGAAAAUAAAUCUGGAUCAAUUAAAACAACUGGUACACCAUUGGAUAGAGAGAGUAGAGAUACGCUUUUAAUUCCUGUUAUAGCCUAUGAUGAAGAAUAUCCGAGUAGGACAUCUCAUGCAUGGAUCAGCGUUCAGGUAGGCGAUGUCAAUGACAAUACACCGAUAUUGACAGGAAAUACAACAUUUUGGAUUGAUGAAGAAGGAGCAACUACAGACCAUCUGACCACUAGCGGCAGUAGCAGUGGUAGUUCUAUAAUCACCUCCAAACAAUAUCAGGGUAGUUAUCAAAUAUUUGUGGGACGUUUAACCGGUGAAGAUCAGGAUAUUGGUGAAAAUGGUCAAAUUAAUUUUAAACUAGGGAUAAACAACUCGAAUAGUCCUCACAGUCGACCGAAAUGGAUCCUGCGUUCUGAUGGUAUGCUUUUCGUCCAAUCGACAAGGCUGCAUAACACUGCUGGUACCGUUGGUAAUAGGGGUGAUGAUAUUCCUAGUUAUUUUUUAGAUCGUGAAACAACACCGGUCCAUGAAAUUCCAAUAAUCAUUAGUGAUUUAGGCAAAAAUCCUACACUAUCGUCUACAGCUACAGUCACUGUCAGUUUAAGAGAUAUUAAUGACAAUUCCCCUCGAUUUGUAAAACCUCCACAUCAUAAUUUAAAUAUGAAUUCAAAUUCAAAUUUUAUGGAUAAAGACACCAGUCAUUCAUUGUUAAAUAUUCCUAAAAGUUUAAUAUCAAAUAUACCAAGUGAACGAAUCAAUAUUCUUCGCAUGGAUAAUUCAAAUCCUGGUGCAUUGAUUUAUACUGUACAGGCUAUUGAUCCAGAUGAAGGGGAUAAUGGUAAAGUUGUUUAUAAACUUGAUGUAUAUAAAGGUUAUUGGCAGUUAACGCACAAUGCAAAUCAAUUAAUCAAUAAACCUGGUGGUGGAAUAAAUCAAUCUUCAAGUGAUUAUUAUUUUAUUAUUGAUCAAAAUUCUGGUGAAAUACGUCUCAAUAAGGCAAUCAAUGUGGAUAAUUUACAAAAAUUACCAAAAUGUCUCAUUAUAUUUGCUGAAGACUGUGGAAUUCCACCGAGAAGAAAUUAUGCCUUGUUGUAUAUUGAUAUUACUACUGAUGAAGAAGGUGAAGAAGCACGGGGAGGAGGGGGAGGAGGCGAAGGGAUAAAACAGACAAAACUAAACGGUCAAUCAAUAAAUAAUAAUAAUACAGGGGACAAUUUAAACUCUCUUGAUCGAUUCAUCAAUAUCAGUAAUUCUAAUAAUAAAGAGUAUAAAGAUAAGCUAGACAGGGUCCAUUUUAACAAUAACUUACAGUCAAAACUAUCGACAGUUGACGGUAUCCACAUGUAUCCCCAUUCAAAUUCACUGUCUACCUCUAAGAAGAUGAAAUAUACUCAAUCAGCCAAUACAAGACUGUCAUCCUCCUCCUCCUCCCUAUUUUCUCCGUCAAAUGAUCUCAGUGUUAACACUGAUGAUAAUGUCGACGGAGUAAUAUCAAAUUUUCAAAUUUUAAUGAAUAAUGGUGAAUCAGAACCAGUGAGUACAUAUCAUACAAGUGCUGAAAUGAUUACAGGUUUAGGCAUUGGAUUGGUGAUUAUCAUUCUAGUUUGUCUGCUACUACUAGUAACCUAUGCUAUCCAUGGAACACAGAAUAUUCGGCUGACAAGGGGCGGUACUACACAUUCAACGCGUACAAAAGUUAACAGUACUACUCUAGGGAAACAGUAUAGAAAUGUUCAGAUGAAAGGUGGAACAAGCACAGAUGCUACUGACAAGAAAAAGUGCUUUGAUCAAGGAAAGAAAUGGAAACAGCUCUGUAAUGCUAUGCGUUUCUCAAUCAAUUCUAACACUUCAAUGAACAAUGAAAAGAUACCAGAAGAUAUUGUUGAAACAAUGAAUCCGUCGAAAGUGUACAUACUGAAUCAAAAUAAAAACACACCCUAUGAGGUGCACAGUGCAACAAUGCACAUUCCAUCGUCAAAUAUCUGGGAAAGUUAUCACAGUGAUUACAACAAUGUAACAGAUCCGCUGAAGAAAUUCACUCAUGAGAAAAUAUUCACCUAUCCAAAUCAAACAAUCCAGCCUAAGGGGAGUGUUUAUUAUACGCAGUUGAAUAAAUUCUCCCCUGUCAUCAACUCUGUUGAAAUGGGAUCAUUAUCUGGGCAGAGCGGUAGCAACGCUUCAAGCGAUCCUGUUAAUAACGGCGACCAUACGCAUAAUACUCUGAUGCGAACUGCUGCUAUCGUUGAUGGUAGUAAUGAUCAUAAUAAUAACAAUAGCAAACUCCUACUGACGAAUAUACCAGAUCAUGAGACAGCAGCCAGUCAGACUGCUGAUUCGAAGUCCAGUCGUCCAGCGUGUAAUUAUGCUGUCUGUGCCAAUGGUAUUAUCUCGGUAUCCGAUUACAUGACGCUCAGUCUACACGAUACACAUAAUCAACGCACUACUAAGAAUAUGUCACCGACUAAUUGUCAUUUUCUAAUGAACGCCAUAAAUUUCGAUCAGUACAAUAACAGUAAUAAUAGUAAUAAUAAUCAAUUGACACGAAAUUCCUCACCUUACAUUGAUCAUAAACACCAACAUUCUCAUGUACCGUUAAUCAAUACCGUUUGUCAACAGAAUCAUCACCAACAACAACAACAACACUAUCCUCACACUAGUUGUACACCACCUGGUCAGCGGUGUCAAACAAUGUCGACAAUGAGUAGAAAGUCACCAAAUUUAUUGAAACAUUGUACAAUACUUACACCAGUAGUUGAUUAUACUACUGAUAGCAAAACUGAAAUAAUAAGUAGUAUAAAGGGUAGAACACAAAUAAAAACAUCAAUGGAGGAAUCUAGUAAUAAUCGUAAUAAUAAGGAAGGAGAGGAGAAUGAAAAUGACGUCGGAUGUAUUCCUCAUGGGGAGGAGGAGGAGGAGGAUGAGGAACACAACGAGGAGUGUUUCAAAACUUCUGCUCUAAAAUCUAGCAGUUUUGUAUAGCUGUUUAAUUACCUCAGUAUUAUAAUUAUAAUUAACACUAUUAUUGCUACUAUUUUAUUCUCUAUGUAAACAUUUCAAAUGUAUUUCUUUUAUUUCCCGAGUAGUAUUUAUUCACUAGCAUUUAGCCUACAUGGUAAUUGGGGAGAGAAGGUGUGGAUUUGAGCGGGUUUUUUUUCAAAAUGACAAAUGAUAACAAUAAUUCGCUUUAUGUAGACUGAUUGACGCCAUGUCUUAUUUAUGGAUUUGUGUGUGUGUGCGUACGUUUGUCUGAAGUAUAAGAGUUGUAC
This is a messenger RNA of Trichobilharzia szidati, 5471 nucleotides long. The record is from the annotation of a GenBank genome assembly. Lineage: Eukaryota; Metazoa; Platyhelminthes; Trematoda; Strigeidida; Schistosomatidae.